AUGAACUACCGCACGUGGGAGAUCACCACCAUCACAUUCCCCAUCUCCCAACGCUUGCUGGCGAAACUCCACGAAAGACGCGAGCAACGUGCACCAAAACCACUACUUCGCAGAAGCAUAUUGCCAGAGUGGGUCUUGGCGGCCGCCGACAUCGACCAGGCCAUCCGCAUAAUGAACAGCACGCGCUUCGGCAACCCCGACCGCUUCAAGGACCGAGUGGCCGUGGAAAUCCUCGGGGCCGCGCGGCGUGUCAGAGACCCCAGCGCGCAGGCUGCCGUGUGCAUGGGUGUCCAGUACCGGCAAAGCCCGCGGGACCUCGCAGCACACCUCGGGACCAUCAGCUUGACUGCCAUCGGGGGUGCUUUGACCCACGAAACGCGGGGUGUCCGGACCUGCCGCCAGACCGGUCUCUCCGACAAGAAGCUGGCCAUCGGCCUGUCGGCCGCCUCUGCUGCGUGCGCCGCCCGCCGCCCCUUCUCCGACUGGGCGACGUUGGGAGACGAGAUAGCGACACAGAUGCGGAAGUAUUGCCGGGGCCGCGGUCGGGAGCAUUUCUCGGCAAGGCAAGCGGCCGCUGACUUGACCCAGGCUGGCCAUUACUUGGCCGCGGCCGCGGACGGCAAGAAAACGAAACGCAUCCCAGGCUUCAUGAACUACAAAGAGCAGGCGGAGAAGUGCGAAUACAGCAAGCUCGUUUGCCGGAUGACCUCCCCCGCGGCCGCGGCCGCCGCAAGGGCAGCCACGGCGUAUGGAAUUUAG
Prorocentrum cordatum is the source of this 759-nucleotide messenger RNA. NCBI's taxonomy places the organism in Eukaryota, Dinophyceae, Prorocentrales, Prorocentraceae. The record is from the annotation of a GenBank genome assembly.